Molecule: messenger RNA, 1041 nt
Organism: Ictalurus punctatus (channel catfish)
Lineage: Eukaryota; Metazoa; Chordata; Actinopteri; Siluriformes; Ictaluridae
Gene: cwc15
Product: CWC15 spliceosome associated protein homolog
Biological process (GO): mRNA cis splicing, via spliceosome
Cellular component (GO): catalytic step 2 spliceosome
Molecular function (GO): RNA binding
Source: RefSeq, marked provisional
GAUGACCACAGCAGCACGGCCAACGUUCGAGCCCGCUCGCGGUGGGCGGGGCAAAGGAGAGGGCGAUCUGAGCGCGCUGUCUAAACAGUACUCCAGCAGAGACCUGCCGGGACACACCAAGAUCAAAUACAGGCAGCCCACCCAAGAUGCCCCUGAGGAAGUGCGUGCUCGUGAUUUCAGGCGUGAGCUGGAGGAGAGAGAGAGAGCAGCCAUCAAGAACAGGGAGAGAGGAGCGAGAGAACACACCUCCUCUUCCUCCUCCUCCUCUUCGUCUAAACGUCCUCGCCUCGAUCAGAUUCCCGCCGCAAACCUCGACGCAGACGACCCACUCACUGACGAUGGUGAGGACUCUGACUCUGCCUCUGACAGUGAUGACGACACCGCCGCCCUGCUGGCUGAGCUGGAGAAAAUCAAGAAGGAGAGAGCAGAGGAGCAGGAGAGGAAGGAGCGGGAGCAGAAGGCAGAGGAGGAGAGGAUUCGAAUGGAGAACAUUCUGAGUGGGAAUCCACUGCUCAACCUCGCUGGGCAACAAACACACAUACCCACCACCUUCAGUGUCAAACGCAGGUGGGACGAUGACGUGGUCUUUAAAAACUGUGCUAAAGGUGUGGACGAGUCUCGGAAGGAGAAGCGUUUCAUAAACGACACACUGCGCUCCGAAUUCCACAAAAAGUUUAUGGAGAAAUAUGUCAAAUAAUCCCUAUGACCUUUUAUUCAGUUUCACUUUUUUUUCUUUUUUUUAAAAAAAUUGUUCUCAUCAAUUAUAUUUGUAUUUUGUUGUUUAUUGUGUGUAAGUAAAGCUUUUGAUCUCUUUAUUAGUGGUUUGUUCAUUCAUUAUUUACUUCUAUCAUAUAAUAAGGUGUCUCUGUGAUGUGGACGUGGUUAAGGCUUGUAUAAUGGCAUGUUCCCACUGAUGUGGGCGGUGUUAACCACAGAGUUUGGGCUUUUCCCCUGCCCACUUGUUGAAUUUCCCAUGUCUCCUCAUGAAACUUAUGUUCACGUACAGUCUCGUGGAUAAAUAAAACAAAAUCAGUCCAAAAA